AUGGCGCAGCCGGUUGGAAUGCCCAUGAUCGGCCUCGGCUGCUGGAAAGCCGAGAAGGGAGUGACCGAAGAAGUUGUAUACAAUGCGAUAAAGGUUGGCUAUCGACAUAUCGACAGCGCUGCUGACUACGGGAACGAGCAAGAGGUAGGUGCUGGAAUUCGCCGGGCCAUCCAGGAAGGCAUAUGCAACCGCUCUGACCUUUGGAUCACCUCGAAACUGUGGAAUACUUACCACAGAAGGGAGAAUGUUCCCUUGGCGUGCCAGAGGACGCUCGAUGAUCUAGGAUUGGACUACUUGGACCUCUACCUUAUCCACUUCCCAAUCUCCCUAGCAUUCGUGCCGUUCGAUAGAUGCUACCCGCCAGAGUGGACGGACAAGCCCGGGAAUGCCGGCCACAUGAUCUUGGAUCCUGUGCCCUAUCGCGAAACCUGGGAAGCUAUGCAGGCCCUGCAGGCUCUUUGUCUGCUACAGUUGCAGAGGGCCCCACAGUUGAUUGGUGGCUACUAUGCUCGUAGUCGUAGACUUUGUGCAGAGCUGGCAGAUGUGUGCAGUAAAUAG
Messenger RNA from Symbiodinium necroappetens, 558 nucleotides. The record is from the annotation of a GenBank genome assembly. Lineage: Eukaryota; Dinophyceae; Suessiales; Symbiodiniaceae.